UGAGCCCAAGUAAGCCCAAAUUCAACUAUUUCGUCUCUAAUCUCUCCAAUGGAGUACACCGUAGACAGAGAAAUGGCGUCGUGUUCCUUGGUGCGUUUUGGCCGUUGGAUUUCCCGGUUCAAAUUCCCGUACACUCAGGCCAAGCCAUUUUCCUCUCCGUCACCUUUCUCCUCCUCCGCCGGACUCCGCGAUGCCGAUUCUGCCGCUCCUGGCGGUCCGCCACCUAUACGAGUCUCGCUCACCGAUUCAGCCGGUCGAGGUGUUUUCGCCACUCGAAAGAUCGGCGCCGGAGAACUCAUACACACAGCCAAACCACUCGUUGCACAUCCUUCACUAUCUUCUAUCCACCAUGUGUGCAAUUUCUGCCUGCAGAAGCUGCAGAGAUAUGCUAACGUCGACUCCGAUGCUCGUCGUGCAUCAUUCUGCAGUGAAGAGUGUGAGCAACAUUCCAAGGUUUUCCACGAUGUUGAAAUGGAAGCGGAUUGGUCAGACUACGACAAUUAUUGCAGGGAGCGAGGGUUCAAAUAUCCUCUUUUGGUGAAGCGAUUGGCUUGUAUGGUUAUAUCUGGAGCUAUGUCUUCUGACCACCUUGACAUACUUCAACCUUCUCGUUUGUCUACUGAUAUAGUUUUGGAGUUAGAAGAAGGAUACAGCUUGCUGAGAAAAGCCUUGAUCAACGCAAACAUCACAGAUGAACGGAUGCUUUUUUUAACUCAAGAAUGGUAUACUGGAGUUCUCGCACGAAUUCGUAUCAAUGCCUUCCGAAUUGAAUUGGCUGGAGGGUAUGAAGAUCUUCAUUCUCUUGCAGCAGCCUGUGUCGAAGCUGAAGCUGCUGUCGGGAAUGCUUACAUGUUGCCAUCUUUCUAUAAUCAUGACUGUGAUCCAAAUACACACAUUAUAUGGAUAAAUAAUGCAAAUGCAAAAUUGAAGGCCCUCCGUGAUGUUGAUCCUGAUGAAGAGCUCCGUAUUUGCUACAUUGAUGCAAGUAUGGACUACGACGCUCGUCAAACUCUUCUGCACCGAGGGUUUGGUUUUAUUUGCAAAUGUGCACGAUGUUCAUAUGGUGAUUAAGGGGAGUUUAAUUAUUGGUACAUCAAAAAAUUUUCAUAUAUAGAAUGCUCAUCUAAAACAAAAUUGUUGACUUUGCUUCACUUCUUAACUAGGUAUUAAUCCCAUAUGGUUGUAGAUGUGGCCCUAAAUCAACCUUAUUUGUGAUUCUAUUAUGGCUUGGCUUCUCCUGAUGGCCUAUGGGAAAGAAGAAUAGGACCAAAGGCUCCAAUAUCUGAAAUUUGUGAACAUUUUUGGGAUAUGAAUAGAGAACAGAGGGAGAAAUGUUAUCCUUUCCAAUAAUUCUCAUUAGGUGUGUUGUUCUAUGACUGCUAAUUUAUGUUAGUUUUCUAUGACAUACAAUAAUGGGAAGUUCAAAAUUCAACCGUGCAGGUUUCGAAGUGUUUUCAAAUUAGUGCCAUUAGCAAGAAUACUAUUAUUU
This is a messenger RNA of Cucumis sativus (cucumber), 1489 nucleotides long. Its product is annotated as histone-lysine N-methyltransferase ATXR4-like. The record is from RefSeq and is a predicted model, not a curated record. Gene Ontology annotation, cellular component: nucleus. NCBI's taxonomy places the organism in Eukaryota, Viridiplantae, Streptophyta, Magnoliopsida, Cucurbitales, Cucurbitaceae. Gene Ontology annotation, molecular function: protein binding.